GGCGCCGCUGCGGCGGCCGCGAUGGGCCUCCGGGGGCUGGCGGUGGCGCUGCUGGCGGCGGCGCUGACGCGCGAGUCCCUGCAAGGAGAAUUUCAAAGGAAGCUGUAUAAGGAGCUGCUGAAAAACUACAACCCUCUGGAGCGACCGGUCGCAAAUGAUUCCCAACCACUCACUGUCUACUUCACUCUCAGCCUCAUGCAGAUCAUGGAUGUGGAUGAAAAGAAUCAAGUACUAACAACAAACAUCUGGCUACAAAUGUACUGGACAGAUCAUUAUUUACAGUGGAAUGUGUCUGAAUACCCUGGAGUGAAGAAUGUCCGUUUUCCUGAUGGCCUGAUAUGGAAGCCAGAUAUUCUCCUCUAUAACAGUGCUGAUGAAAGAUUUGAUGCUACAUUUCACACUAAUGUUUUAGUCAAUUCUUCAGGACAUUGCCAAUAUCUGCCACCAGGCAUAUUUAAAAGCUCAUGCUACAUAGAUGUGCGCUGGUUUCCAUUUGAUGUUCAGAAGUGUAACUUGAAGUUUGGAUCCUGGACCUAUGGAGGCUGGUCCUUGGACUUACAAAUGCAAGAAGCAGACAUAUCUGGCUAUAUUUCAAACGGAGAGUGGGAUUUAGUAGGAGUUCCUGGGAAGAGAACUGAGAGUUUUUAUGAAUGCUGUAAAGAACCUUACCCAGAUGUAACAUUCACAGUAACUAUGAGACGUAGGACUCUCUAUUAUGGACUCAAUCUUCUUAUUCCCUGUGUACUGAUAUCAGCACUUGCCUUACUAGUUUUUCUGCUUCCAGCAGACUCAGGAGAAAAGAUCUCAUUAGGUAUAACAGUUUUAUUGUCUCUCACUGUCUUCAUGUUACUCGUGGCUGAAAUUAUGCCAGCAACAUCGGAUUCUGUGCCAUUAAUCGCUCAGUAUUUUGCCAGCACUAUGAUUAUUGUCGGUCUUUCUGUUGUUGUCACUGUUAUUGUUCUGCAAUAUCACCAUCAUGAUCCAGAUGGGGGGAAAAUGCCUAAAUGGACAAGGAUCAUUCUUCUGAACUGGUGUGCUUGGUUUCUGAGGAUGAAAAGACCAGGGGAGGAUAAAGUGCGUCCUGCCUGCCAACAUAAACAGCGUAGAUGUAGCCUGUCAAGUGUGGAGAUGAACACCGUGAGUGGACAGCAAUCCAGCAAUGGGAAUAUGCUCUACAUUGGGUUUAGGGGGCUGGAAGGGGUUCACUGCACACCUACCACUGAUUCAGGGGUGAUCUGUGGGAGAAUGACCUGCUCACCAACAGAAGAAGAAAACCUCUUGCACAGUGGCCACCCUUCUGAUGGUGACCCAGAUUUGGCUAAGAUCCUGGAAGAGGUCCGCUACAUCGCAAACCGAUUCAGAGACCAGGAUGAAGAGGAAGCCAUUUGCAACGAAUGGAAGUUUGCAGCCUCUGUAGUAGAUCGACUCUGCUUGAUGGCUUUUUCAGUCUUCACAAUCAUUUGUACAAUUGGUAUUUUAAUGUCAGCACCAAACUUUGUAGAAGCUGUGUCUAAAGAUUUUGCUUAACUCCUAAGUACAACAUGAUUCUCUGAGGUAUGAUA
Rhea pennata is the source of this 1562-nucleotide messenger RNA. It is a transcript of the gene CHRFAM7A, whose product is annotated as CHRNA7 (exons 5-10) and FAM7A (exons A-E) fusion. Gene Ontology annotation, cellular component: neuron projection; postsynaptic membrane; synapse. NCBI's taxonomy places the organism in Eukaryota, Metazoa, Chordata, Aves, Rheiformes, Rheidae. The transcript is spliced from 10 exons. The record is from RefSeq and is a predicted model, not a curated record. Gene Ontology annotation, molecular function: acetylcholine binding; acetylcholine-gated monoatomic cation-selective channel activity; acetylcholine receptor activity. Gene Ontology annotation, biological process: synaptic transmission, cholinergic; regulation of membrane potential; signal transduction. Bases 22 to 1527 code for a protein of 501 amino acids.